UGCUGCGGUCUCGCGGUCUUCUCUGUUAUUGGAUGGCGUCCUGACGUCACGGUUGUAAACGGUCAAACACCCGUAUGAACUCGCAGCUGUUUGUCCACAGAGCAAACAUGUCGGGAAGGAGAGAGCCGAGCGGAGGGACUUCACAUACGACAUGCUCACCUGAGUCCUAAAGGUUCACCGGACAACCACGUCGGUUGCUUUUUUAUGCGAGUGAGAAACUGCUGGAGCCACGUUACUAUUCUUAUUUUGACGGAAGCGUGACAGUUGGGAACGAAUGGACGGAUAAAGACAGAGUCGGGGCUUGAAUUGAAGAAGCAGGCGGCCGGGUAGGGACAGAGGGGGUCCAGCGUGUGUGUGCUCUAAACAAGACGGGGUAGCUCCUUGAUAGGGGAUGUUAUCCGUACUGUCUUAUGGCAGACUGGUAGCCAGGGCUGUCCUUGGCGGACUCUCUCAGACGGACGGUCGGGACUACAGCCUGAUCAGCGCCAGCUAUGGUUUUGGUAAAGACUUUCGAAAAGGGAUCCUGAAGAAAGGGAUGUGCUACGGAGAUGAUGCCUGCUUCAUUGCGCGGCACAGGGCAGCUGAUGUUUUGGGUGUUGCAGAUGGCGUCGGUGGUUGGCGAGACUACGGCGUCGACCCGUCUCAGUUCUCAGCCACCUUAAUGAGAACCUGUGAGCGACUUGUUAAGGAGGGACGCUUCACUCCGAGUAAUCCAGUGGGCAUCCUGACAUCUGGAUACUAUGAGCUUCUACAGAACAAAGUCCCCCUGCUAGGGAGCAGCACAGCCUGUAUCGUCGUCCUGGACCGACGAAGUCACCGGCUACACACGUGCAACCUCGGUGACUCCGGUUUCCUGGUGGUUCGAGGCGGAGAGGUAGUUCAUCGCUCAGACGAGCAGCAGCACUAUUUUAAUACACCCUUCCAGCUGUCAAUCGCUCCCCCGGGAGCUGAAGGGGUGGUGCUCAGCGACAGUCCUGAAGCAGCAGACAGCUCCUCCUUUGACGUGCAGCUUGGUGACAUCAUCCUUACAGCAACCGACGGCCUGUUUGACAACAUGCCAGACUACAUGAUCCUGCAGGAGCUAAAAAAACUCAAGACUACCAACUAUGACAGCAUCAUGCAGACUGCACAGAGUAUUGCAAAGCAAGCUCAUGACCUCGCCUAUGACCCCAACUAUAUGUCCCCUUUUGCACAGUUUGCCUGUGAUAAUGGCCUGAAUGUAAGAGGAGGAAAGCCAGAUGACAUCACGGUGCUGCUGUCCAUUGUGGCUGAAUACACAGACUAAAAAAAAUGUGUGUGUUUGAGUGUGUGUGUGUGUAUGUGCGCACGCGUCUCUGGGGCUGUUCCUUCCUUCCCAUCUGCCUAAGUCUUCCACCUGCAGCCCUCCCUAAAACAUGCACCGCAUCCUGUGGGCUGACAGGCGGGAGGCCCGCCGACACGGCGCACACUCUCUCGCUGCAGGGGCUGACGGCCAGCCGUGUACAUCUUUUGUUUUCUUCCUCUGUUUUGCUUCAGUGCUCCAACGGUUGAGGAGAAGCAGGCAGCUAGGACCUUUUUUUUUUUUUUUUCAUGUUGAUCAUGAUGCAGGAGGAGGCGAGUACAACGGGCUGCAGCCUCACACGUCUCAUUGCGUUACAUGAUUGGGUGUUUGGUGAUGGGACUGUUUGGUUUGACUGGGAGCUUUAAAGCCCUCCUGUUUAAAAAAAAAAGUGAAAUAAUAAGAGGAGUAAGCCAUGGUGUGGAUCCUUCAGCGAGUAGCAAUAGAGUUGAUUUUGGUUUUGAACCUGGCAAUCAGUCUCUGCUGUUCCAAUCUGUUCCUUGUUGUUAUUGUGUUUGAUCAAAGCUUGUAGAUGGGCCGAGGAAGCUGCUGUUGGAUGUGGAGGGGUGUUUUAACAAAAAAUGUAGAGUUGGGUUUGGGAAUGUGAACGAUAGGAGUUUACUAACAAGUAAAUACUCAGAUUGAAAUAACCUGUAAAGGGAAACACACUUGUUGUAGCUUACAGCACACGUGUAGGUUGAUCAGUUUCUCGUCACUUUGCUGGGGGAUCUGUUGGUGCGCACAUCCUGAUAAGUUGUAAAUAUUUUUGUGUCUUUAGGGCUACGUUCCAGCCUUUCUGUUGUAUUUGCUUUGGUUGCUAAAGCAAAAAAAGAUAUUUGGUUACACUUGUGGAAGAUGUACACAUGCAUUCAUAAAUAUAUAUUUUCUUGUAUAGAUGUUGAACUUGGAGUGAGCUUUAUCUACCCCACACUUCCACUCGCUGAAAUGAACAAGUAGAUACUGUUAUGAGAUUGAUUGCUGCAGCGUCUGUGUGGGAGGAGGGCAGUGUGCGCGCGUGGAAUACAUACGAGAAUGUUUGGUGUAUUUAAUGUUGAUAUUUGUUAUUUCACAAAACUGAAGCUAGCAUCUGGGAAUGCUUGCAAUUGCAAUGAUAGGUCAGGCAUGAAUUUAAAAGAAGAGAUGUAUUUUUUUAUUUAGUUUUAAAAAGUUAGACUUUGAGUUGGCUGUGUGAUGAAUGACAAAAAAUCCUGCAAAUCUUAAGAGUCGUGUGUGUGUGCGUGUGUGGGUGUAAUGUGUUCUUAUUUCUCAGUUCCUUAUUCCCUGUACAUUUGUUUGCUGCUUCUCGUGCAGAUGUCUGUACUCAACACAGUCACCAUGAUUGUAACUUGUGUGCUGCAUCACAUUACAUUAAUCAAAAACGAUGAUAAUACCGUUCUGCUUGUGAAUCCGUCCUUUAAGUCUAACAGCUCACCCAAGUGUUUAGGACAAUGUCUUCAUAGUCAAAAAAAAGUUGGUGCACCAAAGACACAUUUUCUAUGUGUAUGUGAUUACACUUUGUUGUUACAAACAUCAAACAGCAAUACUGUAAAUUCCUCGUGCUCUGAGUUUUGUUUGGUGGCCAGAUGUGUGGGUGAAAAUGUUCAGCAGGACAUGAAAAUAUAUUUUCUAUGCUUACAGUUGUUUUAUCAGACAAAAGUUGUAUCAUAUUUAAGUUAUAUGUGACUGGUUGCAACAAAGUACAAGACAGGUUUAUGAAACCAAAGAAGGAAAGCCAUAUUCAAACACAUGAUUGCUAUGUGAGACCUGUUAUAAUAACAUGUUUUUUCCUCAUUAGUGGAAACAAUGCUAUAAAAACUGUCUGUCCUCCCAUCUGCACCACUCAUUCUGCAUGAUUUCUGCAAGCACUGGCCCCACUACUCAAUGUUUCUUUUGUUCCUGUCUUUAGAACGGUUUACAAAUGCUGUACAAAGGUUUUGAACUUGUAUUUACUUCAAAGAUAGCCCUAUAUUUGACAGAAAGAUGGAUCCCACAUGCAGAAAGAAGCAGUGGUGAGAUAGAUAAUGGUGCUGUGAAUUUAAAGUAUGAGGGUGAGCACAGUUUCAGCCUUAACAAAUAGCUAGACCUGUAAUCGAGGCCUUUCCUGUCAUUGCAAGCUUGUGUCAUCUCGGUCAUGCUGUUCAACACUUGAUGUAAACGAAGUCUGCCCGUCUCACUUCUGUAAAGCCGUUCUCAAAGGUGCUUCUGCAGUCCGUAUGGUAUGAUUGUCCUCUUUACAGCAAGCGAUGUUUGUGUGUAUGAAAGAUACACCUAUGUCUACUGUGUAACAAUGCAGGUCUAAUUUCUGUAAAUAUGUUUUAAAAUAUGUACAAUAUUUAAAUAAAGAAUCUAGUAUUUAUACUAAA
Notolabrus celidotus (New Zealand spotty) is the source of this 3681-nucleotide messenger RNA. Its product is annotated as protein phosphatase PTC7 homolog. NCBI's taxonomy places the organism in Eukaryota, Metazoa, Chordata, Actinopteri, Labriformes, Labridae. The transcript has 6 exons. The coding region runs from base 392 to 1285 and encodes 297 amino acids. The record is from RefSeq and is a predicted model, not a curated record.